Closterium sp. NIES-65 is the source of this 1347-nucleotide messenger RNA. The record is from the annotation of a GenBank genome assembly. NCBI's taxonomy places the organism in Eukaryota, Viridiplantae, Streptophyta, Zygnematophyceae, Desmidiales, Closteriaceae.
AUGGAUAUGGACGUGGACGUGGUCAUGGACGUGGACAUGGACGUGGACGUGGACGUGGACAUGGACAUGGACGUGGACAUGGACGUGGACGUGGACAUGGACGUGGACAUGGACGUGGACGUGGACGUGGACAUGGACGUGGACGUGGACGUGGACGUGGACAUGGACGUGGACGUGGACGUGGAGGACAUGGACGUGGACAUGGACGUCGACGUGGACGUGGACGUGGACGUGGACGUGGACGUGGACGUGGACGUGGACGUGAACGUGGACAUGGACGUGGACGUGGACGUGGACGUGAACGUGGACACGGACGUGGACGUGGACGGUGAACGUGGACACGGACGUGGACGUGGACGUGGACGUGGACAUGGACACGGACGUGGACGUGGACGUGGACGUGGACAUGGACACGGACGUGGACGUGGACAUGGACAUGGACGUGGACGUGGACGUGGACGUGGACAUGGACGUGGACGUGGACGUGGACGUGGACGUGGACAUGGAUGUGGACGUGGACGUGGACGUGGACCUGGACGCGGACAUCGACGUGGACGUGGACUUGGACGUGGACAUGGACGUGGACAUGGACACGGACGUGGACGUGGACGUGGACAUGGACGUGGACGUGGACGUGGAGGACUUGGAAGUGGACAUAGACGUGGACGUGGACGUGGACGUGGACGUGGACAUGGACGUGGACGUGGACGUGGACGUGACGUGGACAUGGACAUGGACGUGGACGUGGACGUGGACAUGGACACGAACGUGGACGUGGACAUGGACAUGGACAUGGACGUGGAUGUGGACGUGGACAUGGACGUGGACGUGGACGUGGAGGAGGACAUGGACGUGGACAUGGACGUGGACGUGGACGUGGACGUGGACGUGGAUGUGGACGUGGACGUGGACGUGGAUGUGGACGCGGACAUCGACGUCGACGUGGACAUGGAGGUGGACGUGGACGUGGACGUGGACAUGGACGUGGACGUGGACGUAGACAUGGACGUGGACGUGGACGUGGAGGACUUGGAUGUGGACAUGGACGUGGACGUGGACGUGGACAUGGACGUGGACGUGGACAUGGACGUGGACGUGGACGUGGACAUGGACGUGGACGUGGACGUGGACGUGGACGUGGACAUGGACGUGGACGUGGAUGUGGACGUGGACAUGGCCGUGGACGUGGACGAGGACGUGGACGUGGACAUUGUCGGAGUGUGUGACCCUCACCAGCACUUGCUCUUCUUCCUGUUGUUCUUCUUCAACACUCCCUGCUCUGUGCUGCCCUACUUCAGUCACUCACAUGAACGUGAUCACUCCCUCACCCCACCGGUUCCUUCUUAG